AACUAGGCAACUGGUUAUGCAGCUUGUAAUAUAAAUGGUUGUAAACAUCUCAUUUUUGAAAUAUUUUGUCUUUAUUAUGUUUUUAUACCUUUUUUAUCGUAGAAUAUAAAAUAUAUACGUUGAUUAAAAAGCUCAGAACAGAACUAUAGCGACAGCCGUAAUUUGCAAGGAUGUUGAUGUCAGUGCACAUGGUGCAAUCUACCUACUUUACCUUCUCAUUUUUAUGCGAGUGAAUCGAUAUAUUAAAUUCAAAAUCCUGGUUUCGGUAAAUCUCGAACUAUCGGAUGUACCUAGUAUGAUCAUUCUUAAAUAUAAAUUGCCAAUUAAUAAUAAAAAACAGGAUAACAUAAAUAGAAAUGACCUCACAUGGAUUCUUGUCCCCUCCACUUUGGUCGAUGAAAAGCGACCUCGAAAUCGUACACAUCUGAAAAUCUGGGUCUGUGUGUUUUGGAAAGCGCAGGAAAAACAAAAUACUGCAGUGUCUGCACAUGCAGUGGUGAUCAACAUUUUUACUGCAAUGACGUCUCCAAUAGUGAAUCCGGUUAGUAAAUUUAUUUCUUUUUUGUACUUUACUACUUGAAAACUGCGUCUUAAGAUGUUCAUCUACCUAGGAAUUUUCUUCAAAUUUAGGAUGUUCCGUAUGUGGGAGAAAUCCCAGAUGGCCUGGUACCAGGGAAAAUGUGUAGAAUACAGGGUGUAACACACCCUGAAGCAGACAGAUUUAACAUCAACCUAGCAACGGGUCCGAAUCGCAAACCCAGAGAUGAUACUGCUCUCCAUAUAUCCGUCCGUCUGAAUCAGGGAUACAUAGCCAGAAAUUCUUACAAAGAUGGAACUUGGGGUGAUGAACAAGGAAGCGGAAAAUUGCCCAUCGGGCAAGCUCAGUCUUGGGAGAUUCUCAUUCUGGUUGAUCAAAAUGACUACAAGCUAGCCAUAAAUGGUCAACAUUUCUGCGAGUUUCCCUUCAGAAUCCCAUUGAGUGAGCUGUCACAUAUUCUGAUCGAUGGCGACGUUACCAUCACUUUGAUUUCAUGGGAGGGAAUCACUGGUGUAGCUGGAGGAGAAAGUUCUGCUAAGGCUGCACAGUUGAAUGCUGAAGGUCCACAGGGAAUACCACCACAAAUGGGCCCUCAAGGAGGCUACGGACCACCACCUGGAGGCUAUGGCCCUCCACCAGGAUAUGGCCAGCCAGGUGGUUAUGGACCACCUCCCCCUGGAUAUGGAGUACCCCCACCACCAGGAGCUCACGAAGAAUCUGGAUUCAGUGAUUUUCUGGAGCAAGCCCAGUCCGUGCUUGCGGGUGCAAUCCGUACAGGAGCGGCUGAGAAGAUUCUAGGCGGUUUGUUAGGUGGAGGCGAGCAGAGGCAUCAAGGAUACGCACCACAAAAUGCUAAAUAUGGCAUCUACCCCGAUCUACCACCAGAUUUGAACGUCGACCCAAAAGAUCCAAGGAAUCAGACCUCGCAAAGACCCGGUCCUGUGCAGAGUCUCUUAACUAGUUUCCUUUCUGGGGGAAACAGACAACCACAACAACCAACAUCUGAUCCAAAUACACAAAAUCAGACACAAGCGCACCAAGGACCUGAUUUGGUAUCAUUAUUAUCAGGAUUAUUGAGCAAUAAACAACAAACCAAUGCUGGGCAGCAAGAAAAUACGCAAACCUCACAGCACAAUCCACAACAGCCACAAACCCAAGGAUCAGAUAUAACGUCCAUGUUAGCUGGAUUGCUAUCAGGGGGAAACCAACAUCAAGCUUCGUCACAACAAAAUACAUCAAACCCGUACAUCCCCGGUUCUGAAAUAUCUCAAAAUCAACGUAGCCAAAGUGUCGAUUUGAAUUCGAUAAUUUCCAACUUGCUGUCCGGUGGUCAAGGAAAGCAACAUCCUCCGGAUGCCCCACCGCCAGCGGGAUACACUCCCACACAAACUCAAAGCCAAGGUUUGGAUCUAAGUGGCCUCUUAUCAAGCUUAUUAGGACCACAACCCGGCCCGCAGCAUAGUGACGAUAACCCUCCUCAAGGAGGGCCCAAUAACUCGUCCCAGCAAUCCGGAGGUAUCAAUCUAAACUCCCUGCUCUCCAGUUUACUAGCUGGUGGAGGUGGACAUCCUCCCCAAAGCGGAGGCUACACACCACAACCGCCUCCGAGUGCCCCACAAAGCGGCGGUUAUACGCCUCAUCCUCAAAGUGGUGGAUAUACUCCUCAACCUCAAAGUGGAGGUCAUGUACCCCAACCUGGAGGUGUUGCACCUCCAACUGGAGGCCAAAGUGUGCCCAAACAGCCUCAGCAAGGUAAUAGUGAUCCUUCGAAACCUGCGAGCAGUGAACCAUACGAAGACGUCACUGAUCAGCUAGAACAGUUGAUGGCUAAGGAAGGUAUACGUGGUCAACAGAGCGCCGGUGGUCAAUCGCAGCAAUAUGGCCAGUAUCCACAUCCUCAGCAGAAUCAAGCAGGUCCAAUGGAAAGUCUCCUCUCUGGCCUGCUGUCUGGGGGAGGAUCUCAGCACUCUGGUCAAGGAUCUAUGGGAAAUUUAGGCAGCAUGGGAGGACUACUGCAAAACUUUGCUGGUUCAAUUCUGAAUCCGAAGGAACCUGGUCACCGCCCCAACUACUGAAGUCUAGGUAAAGGAUAUUCUAAACAGCACAAACUCUGCUCUUCCAAGAUAAUCAAAUACUCGAAUUUUCAAUCUCGUAGCUGCUAUUAAGACAGGCGGUUGCUUUUAUAUAUGUCAAAAAUUAGGUAUCUCAAUAUCAAUCCGUUCUCAUGGAAGCGAUUAAAUUGCACUUCAUAGUUAUUUUUAUAAUGUAUUAUUUAUUUUUGUUAGAUGAUUUUUUAUUGUAGAAUUACUUAAAUGUAUAGAAAAUAAGAAUGUGAUGGAUUCGGUGGUUACACUAAUAGUAUUUCUUGUUGCCCUUCCACAUGAAAAAGGAAUAAUUUGGUCAAAAGGAUUUGCUGAGUUGUUUGGAAGAAACGGUAUCAAUUUGAUUCAUACAUAACUUUAAAGAUUUAUUUUUGGGGCAGUCACGACAGUGUUUACUAAUUAAAAAAAUAGGUACAAAAAUGAUGUCGCCUACUAGUCCAGGCGAUUUCUUCGCAUCUGAUUGGAAAAAUAUCCUGAUUCGGAUUUUUGCAUAUUCACAGAGGACCCUCUUUUAAUGAAUCUGCAUGUUGCCACCCCCAAAUUUGCGCCAAAAACUGUUGCAUCAUUGUCAUUUUGUGUCGAAGUUCCUCAACUUAGUAGUAGUAGUAGAAAGAUUUAUUUAGCACAUUUGGCUACAUAAACAGAAUAAUUGUAAACAACUUAGAACUAGUAAAUUCAAGCCAUAUGGUGUAUGAUGUAAAUGCUUGGCAACCUAUAAUUGUAGAUUUAACAAGUGAUUUCUCAAUUUUACUUUAAAUUUUGUCAAAGUUUUCUG
This is a messenger RNA of Acanthoscelides obtectus, 3415 nucleotides long. The record is from the annotation of a GenBank genome assembly. NCBI's taxonomy places the organism in Eukaryota, Metazoa, Arthropoda, Insecta, Coleoptera, Chrysomelidae.